Salarias fasciatus (jewelled blenny) is the source of this 5055-nucleotide messenger RNA. RefSeq names its product nuclear receptor subfamily 2, group C, member 2 (gene nr2c2). The coding region runs from base 181 to 2076 and encodes 631 amino acids. NCBI's taxonomy places the organism in Eukaryota, Metazoa, Chordata, Actinopteri, Blenniiformes, Blenniidae. The record is from RefSeq and is a predicted model, not a curated record. Gene Ontology annotation, biological process: regulation of DNA-templated transcription. Gene Ontology annotation, molecular function: zinc ion binding; DNA-binding transcription factor activity; sequence-specific DNA binding. The transcript has 15 exons.
AAGCGAGAGGAGGAAGGAGGGGAAAAAAAGCUGAACCAUCAUCACCGCGCUGUCGGUGCGGGGUCACGAACUAUGACCUUUAACAGAAGAAAACCAAAACAAAUAUUUUAUAAAAUAGCUCAGCGCCCCAGACCCGCGGCCGCCGCUCGCCGGAGACCUCACUAAUGACCUUACAUCAUCAUGACCACCAACCUGACUCUGCUCUCUCAGCAGAAAGCAGACCCCGAGCUCGAGGCAGAGGUGUCGUCCUCUCCGUCAGACUCAGUGAUGAGUGAGUCUCCUCAGCGCUUUCAGGUCAUCUCCUCAGAUUCCAGCACCACACCACAGCGAAUACAGAUUGUAACGGACCAGCAGACAGGUCAGAAGAUCCAGAUAGUGACAGCGAUGAACCCGUCCAGUGCUCCCAAGCAGCAGUUCAUUCUGACGACGGCUGACAGCUCCGGGGCGGGCAAGGUCAUCCUGGCCUCACCUGACAGUCACAACACUAAGCAGCUCAUCUUCACUGCGGCAGACAGCCUGAUGCCUGGAAGGAUACAGAUUGUCACAGAUCCAGUGUCGAUGGAGCGGCUGUUAGGACAGUCCGGGGACCUGAACCGACCCCAGCCGGUGGAGUACUGCGUGGUGUGCGGAGACAAAGCUUCAGGGCGUCACUAUGGAGCCGUCAGCUGUGAGGGAUGCAAAGGUUUCUUCAAGCGGAGUGUGAGGAAGAAUCUGACCUACAGCUGCCGCAGUAAACAGGACUGCGUCAUCAACAAACACCAUCGCAACCGCUGCCAGUUCUGCCGCCUGAGGAAAUGCCUUAAGAUGGGGAUGAAGACCGAGUCCGUACAGAGUGAAAGAAAACCCAUCGAUAUUGUGCCCAGAGAGAAACACACCAACUGUGCUGCCUCCACCCAAAAGAUCUACAUCCGCAAAGACCUGAACAGUCCGCUCAUCGCCACUCCAACCUUCAUAUCCGACACUGAGACGGACGGCUCCAGAUCCAGCCUGCUGGACCAGGGGAUGCUGGUCAACAUCCAGCAGCCGGUCAUUCAGAGCGACGGGACGUUACUGCUGGCCACCGACUCAAAGGUGGAUUCUGGGCAGGGAGACUUGGGGACGCUCGCCAACGUGGUCACGUCGCUGGCCCACCUGAGUGAUUCGCUGAAAGAAAACCUGCACAACGGCGACACCUCGGACAGCCAGCACGAGGAGCAGUCCGCCAGCGAGAUAACACGUGCCUUCGACACCCUGGCCAAAGUCUUCAACCCGCCCGAGGUGGAGGUCAGGCAGGGCCUGCUGGAUAAGUCGCAGUGUGUCGGCGGAACGACGAUCCAGCUGAUCGGUCGAGACCAGGAGACGCCCAUCAUCGAAGUGGAAGGACCUCUGCUCACAGACAGCCAUGUUGGCUUCAAGCUGACCAUGCCCAGCCCCAUGCCCGAGUAUCUGAAUGUACACUACAUCUGUGAGUCGGCGUCCAGACUGCUGUUCCUCUCCAUGCACUGGGCUCGCUCCAUCCCUGCCUUCUCAGCUCUCGGUCAGGAGGCGAACACCAGCCUGGUGCGAGCCUGCUGGAACGAGCUGUUCACUCUGGGCCUGGCUCAGUGCGCUCAUGUGAUGAACCUGUCCACCAUCCUGGCUGCCAUCAUCAACCACCUUCAGAGCAGCAUCCAGGAUGACAAGCUAUCAGGGGAACGAGUGAAGCAGGUGAUGGAGCACAUCUGGAAGUUUCAGGAGUUCUGUAACAGCAUGACGAGGCUGGAGACGGACAGCUAUGAGUACGCCUACCUGAAGGCCAUCGUGCUGUUCAGCCCCGAUCAUCCCGGCGUGGACACCGGAGGGCAGAUCGAGAAGUUUCAAGAGAAAGCUCUGAUGGAGCUGCAGGACUACGUGCAAAAAACCUACCCAGAGGACACGUACAGACUGACUCGCAUCCUGACGCGACUCCCGGCCCUCCGGCUAAUGAACUCCAGCAUCACGGAGGAGCUCUUCUUCACCGGCCUAAUAGGAAACGUCUCCAUCGACAGCAUCAUUCCUUACAUCCUCAAGAUGGAGACGGCCGAGUACAACAGCCAGGACUGUGACUCCACAGAAUGACAGCCCAUCGCUCAGCCCUGUCGGUUUGAAGAGUCUCCCCUUCAGGUACGCUCUCUGCCUCGCGGGGGUCGUCGGAAACCCCGCAGCAGCUCUCGUUUUCUAACACUGCAUGGUGCAAAGUCAUUCAGGAACACUCGGUAGAUUUAGCAAAAAAAAAAAAAAACAACCAGACAUUGGAAUUUCAGAAUGACUGAGAAUGUUUAGCGGAGCCGGCGCAGCCCGUCGAGGAAAAAUCCUCUGGAGCUGCAACUUCUCUCGUCUCCUUUAAUAUUAGUGCGGCACUUCUGCCUACAUCACAUCACUUCUGACCUCAGCCUUUCAUACUGAUUUAGCCUUAUCGCACACAUGCUCCCAAGCUGACAACACCAUCCUUGUUUCCUUCAAUGCCAUUAAAUAAAAUACGUGGCAGGAUAUGAAGACGUUCUCAUUUUGGAAAAAGAAGAAAUGAAAAGUUUAGUGUCAUUUUUUAAAAUUAAUUUGUGUUGCGAUGUAUUAAAUACAUCAAAAAUAAAAGUUGAAAUGUUAUUUUCAACUUCAUUUUGUGUUUAAGAUGUUGAUAAAUUCAGGCUUUGCGACAUUUCUGAUGGUCAUUGAAAAUGAAAUUAAAAAGCCUUCAUUUAUUUUGCACAGCUAAGUUUGAUGAAGCGUUUCUGUAAAAAUGACAUUAAGCAGGUGAAAGUGCUAAAAUCAUGAAUCUCUCCAGCAGUGGUGUCAAACUCAUUUCAGCUGAUGGGCCCCUCUUCAAUACCUUCAAAAUGAACGAUAAAGAUGUACAAGUAUAGAGUUAAAUUCUUUGCAUUUAUGUAUCAUUUUACAAAACUGAUCCCGAACGACCUGAGAUUUGAUUAUUAGUCACUCGUCACAUCUGUGGCCCACGAUCUGCUGUGAAACCAGAGCGUCCAAAUAGAAUAUAAACCACUGAUGAAUCUCUGGAAAUGUCUCCUUUAUAACUAUAGAAGUUGAUCAGGUAACACCCUGUCUGGACCGCUUUCUGCCCUCAGACCAUGAGUUUCACACCCCUGCUCCGAAGUGUUCAGGUAUAUUGACGAGCACACAGAAUUUCAUGAACUCGUUACAACCAGUUCCGUUUCAGCUUGAGGUGUAGCUCUGGCUCUUUAACUCGCCAUCAGAAUUCCUCAAGCGACAUCAGCCGUUUCAGCUGACUUCACUCUCAGACGCUGUUCCGUUGUUUUGUUUUUUUUCCUUUUUGUGUGUGUUGCACUCCCAGAGCAGAGGUGGGCCCUGACAGUCGAGCCUGUUCACAUGCACACGGAUCAGAAUCCGUUCUCUGCAGUUAUCUAAUUAUUCAGGGGAUCAUGUAAACAGGGUAAUUUGAUAUGACUUAUGAGAUAGCAGCAUUCAUCUGAUGGACACACACACAUUCAUCACCAAUACUCUGAUGUCUUUCAGUGGCUCCUUUGAUCAAUUUGUGAUCUGAACUGUAAGUGAGAAGUGUAGUGGGAAAAAAAAUUAUGAAGAAGACACCACAGAAAUGCUGUGCAGUGGCAGAAAAUGAAGAUAGGCUCAUAGAGUGGAGAGGAGAUAAGUUUCAUCUGAAAUAAAAUAUAUAUAGUUUUACUGAAUUUUCCAAUAAAGUAAGACCAGAUUUUGAAACUAACAGGUUUUAGUCUUAUGCACUUACAUAUGAAUUCUACUGAAAUGUCAAGCAGGAUCAUUCAUGUGCGUUUCUGAAGCGGAUGGAAACAUGUCAGAUCAUCACAGUAACCCGAUCACUCCCGUCUUCAUAUUCACUCAUGUGAACGGGCUCGAUGUCUUCAGGCCGACGCCUUCAUGAAAUAAAGACAUGAUGGAGGAUUUGGCCUUUAAAUGCGUGGCAGGGCAGCGUCCCUGCAGGACCAGGAAGAGUCCACCUCUGCUCCGGUUCAUCAUGACCACGUUGCUAAUACGACCUGUGCAAUCGCCUCAUCACUUUAUGACAAUCAGCUCUGUGUUGUCCCAUCUCUCCGUCAUGACCGGGGUUUUCAUUUUCUCUAUUUAUCAACGGAAGUUCAUUCUUUUGUAAAGAACCGGAUCUUUGCUUUACAAGCUAUGCGCGUGUGUAGCCAUGCUACGGUUUUUUUUUUUUUUUUCAUUAUUGUUGUUUUGCUUUUGUAUUCUUGUGCACAUCAAUCAGCUGUUGUGGCGUUCGACUGCAUCCUCGCUGACUAAAACUUUGUGUUUUGUACGUUUUCCGAAAACCUUUGUUUGUUAUGAACAAGUUUGCUUGUUACAUACUAAGUGUACUUAAAGUACUUUUGGGCAGGUUUCCCUGACUUAAAAAAAAUAAUAAUAAAAAGAGUUACGACUUGUUGGGAAGCCAGUCUCAAGUGCAUUGAUGUCUCAAAGACUGUAUGGAGAUAUGCAUCGGCUCCCCCUCGUGUAGAAAGCUUCAGAAAAAAAAAGCCUCCACAGCAUCGUGAAUGAAAAACGGGGAUGUAAAUAAGUCAACAGUGAGUUUGUCUUGUGAAAUAAAUGUCAAGUGUAAUAUUUGGGUUGAAAACCCAAACAGACUGUUUGUAAAGGCACUGGUGUGAAACGACCUUUGUACAUGUAAUUUCAUUAAAAUGAGUGCAUGUUGUUUCUAAGCAGGGUUUUAUAAUCUCGUCGCUGUCUGCCCCACAAAGGAGCGUUGUUCUAAUUUUUAUAGUGCAUUGCAAUGCAUGAAGAAGUUGCUUAAGCGCAUUUUAUUAAAUGCUGUAUGGAAAAAUGUCAAUUUAAAUGUUGUGGCUUUAAAAAAUAUUUACCAUGAGCAGCUCCUGCGCCAGAGGAAAUCAUUGUUUUUUUUUUGUUUUUGUUUUUUUUUUUAUUGGUGGACUGAGUACGUUAUGGUUAGAAUUUUAUACUGUGUAAAUGUACUUUUGUUUUUCUGCUCAUGUAAAAUGUAUUUCUUCUAACAUUGAGAAGUUCUGAACAGCAUUCAUGUUUUACUCAAGUGGGUCACAACCUUACAUUUCUACCUCACACCGAUGAAGAUAUAAA